GUGGAUCGUGCGGUUUAUGAAACUCGUAGCGCGCCAUGGUAGAGUUCGCCAUUUUGAAUCGAAGAAUGUGACUUUCUGCCUGCCUGUGAGGGCCGGAGUGUGUGUGUGUAGUUUAGAGAUCUGUUUAAGUCAGGAGUGUAUAACAGAGGUGCGUCAUGCAUGUUGCCUGGGAGAGAUAGCUCUGUGGGUUAUCUCUGGAUUUAGCCAACAGUGAAUUCCUGCCCUGUAGCUUCACCAGCAAAACACAUCCUGUGUGUGUGUGUGUGUGUGUGUGUGUGUGAGAGAGAGAGUAGUUAAACUCCGCGCUGAGCCUGAGGAGUGCCCCAUCUAAGGUAUUUGGGUUCUGAGGAGGUGCUGGUGUGAAGCGGACUCCAUGCUGAUUAAUGCUAAUUCACGCCAUGCUCUCUGCAGUCUGCAAUGCCUGUCUACUUGUGGAGAAGGUGUAAAUAAAGUUUCACUUGGUUCAUCUGCUGAGCUGUCUACACUCUUUGUCCAGGUGUGUGCUUCAUCUUGCAGCCGUUGCCAUGUUCUGGAAGUUUGACUUGCACACGACCUCCCACAUCGACCAGCUGCUCGACAGGGAGGAUGUAACGCUGAAGGAGCUGAUGGAUGAGGAAGACCUGCUGCAAGAAUGCAAGGCACAGAACCAUAGACUCCUGCUCUUUCUUUCACAGGACCACUGCAUGCAUGAACUGGUCAGCCUCAUCACAGAGGAACCCUCUGCUGACUUGGAGGAGAAGACACGCUUCAAACUUUCAAAUAUUGCUUGCGAUCUCCUCACCUCUGAUGUGACUACCAUUAAUGACAAGCUGGGGGGAGAUGAAUCUUUGCUGGAGAAGCUCUACAGCUUUCUAGAACAGGAUCCACCCCUCAACCCCCUGCUGGCCUCUUUCUUCAGCAAGACCAUCGGAAACCUGAUAGCGCGCAAAACAGAGCAGAUGAUCUCUUUCCUGAGAAAGAAGCACAACUUCAUCAGUUUGGUGUUGAACCACAUAGACGUGUCCCCCAUGAUGGAUCUGCUCCUGCGCCUCAUCACCUGUGUGGAACCAGCUCCCCUCAGACAGGAGGUUCUCAAUUGGCUGAAUGAGGAGCGAUUGAUCCAGAGGCUGACUGAGCUCAUGCACUCAGGGAGAGAUGAGGAGAGACAAUCAAAUGCGUCCCAGACUCUGUGUGACAUAAUUCGUCUAAGUCGGGAUCAGGCCAAUCAGAUCCCAGAGGCUGUGGACCCAGACCCGUUACUAGCAGUCCUGGAGUCAGAAGAGAAUGUGGCACAGCUUUUGAAGAGUAUGUUUGAGAAGAUGACAAGUGAAGCCUCUGUUGUGAAUGGAACUCAAGUGCUUCUUACAUUACUGGAGUCAAGGAGGUCAGGGCUAGAGGGUCUAAUGGAGCUGUAUUCUCAGGGAUGUGAAAGGUCUUACACUGUCAACAGCAGUAUUCUACGUACUAUUGAGCCUCAUCUAAAGGACUUCCAGCAACUUCUACUGGACCCUCCAAAGAAAAGUGCAAUACUCACAACUGUUGGUGUUCUGGAGCAGCCACUUGGGAACGCACGUCUUCAUGUGGCCAGGCUAGUGGCUUCUCUGCUGCAGACAAGUGACAACAGCAUCUGCCAAGAGCUCUGCAGGCUUAACACCAUGGACCAUCUGCUGGAUCUAUUCUUUAAAUACACCUGGAAUAACUUCUUGCACUUUCAAGUAGAGAUGUGUGUCACAUCAAUUCUGAACCACUCAGCUCAUGGGAGUCUGCCUGCUUCGAUUCUUCAGAACCAUGAAGAAAAGCCUGACUUAGACGGCCAGAUUAGCAACACAGAUGCUUCAGAUGUGACCUCCCAUGCUGCCUUGGUGGCCAAUCUCUUUCAACAGUGUGGUUUGUUGCAAAGGAUUCUAGACGCCUGGGAGGAGAAUGACAGAAUUCAAGCUGCUGGUGGGACCAGAAGAGGUAACAUGGGUCACCUGACACGGAUUGCCAACACUGUAGUGCAGAACUUGGAGAAAGGACAUGUCCAGUCUCAGAUUAGUGAUCUCAUUAAAGAGCUUCCUGAGGACUGCAGAGGUCGUUGGGAGAGUUUUGUGGGAGAAACCCUUAGAGAAACAAACAGGAAAAACACCAUAGAUUUGGUCAGCACACACAACCUGCAUUCUUCCAGUGAAGAUGAUGACAUGGAGAGCCCUUUCCCAAAUGACCUGUCCAUCCAACAGGCGUUCUCUGAUUAUCAGAUUCAGCAGAUGACUGCUAACUUUGUAGAUCAGUUUGGCUUCAAUGAUGAGGAGUUCAGUGAACAUGAUGAAAAUAUCAAUGCAACUUUUGAUCGAAUUGCUGAGAUAAACUUCAGUAUUGAUGCAGAUGAUAAUAGUGCCACUGCUGCUGCCUUUGAGGCUUGCUGUAAAGAAAGAAUACAGCAGUUUGACGACUGUGAAGAGGAAGAAGACAUUUGGGAAGAUAAAGAGAUUAGCUAUGCAACUCAAGUGAAAUCCCGAUCUAGGUUUGGUGUGUCUUCAUCUUCAGGAAGCUCUCCUAAUGGUUCUGUGAGUAAUGGGAAGCCGGGCCGCAGGUCGGCCAAAGAGGAUGAAGACAAGGAAGGCUAUAGUCAGGUCUCUACUCAAGCAGCAACCAGCACAAAAUGCUCCACACCUCAGACUUCUCAAAGUCCUGUGUGCACAGCUCAUUUUGAUGAAGUGAAGGACAAUGAUUGGGACUCUGCCUCCAACCAGAGCAAAAAUGGUACAGGAUGGGCCAAUUUCACAGAGUUUCAGCCUUUCUGCAGCAGCUCCAGUGACUCAGAGAACCAGUCAGAAAAGAAAGGCCUGAAGGCGUCUCUGCUAGUCUCAGACUGCAGUCCUUCAGGAGGUUCUGACAGUGAUGGGGAUGUGCAAAAUGACAAGACUGAGGAUGUAGCCAAAGCAGCAGGCGACCAAAAAGCAGCAGCAGCUCAGGCAUACAGUGAUGCUCCUGUUGAGGCAUUGGAGAAGCUCACUGUUUCAGACACAGCAGCACCUUCAGAGUCCCGGACAUCCACACCCGAUUCAGAAACCACCACUGUGACAGACAAGAGAAUUGGAACCUGGCCGUCUCCUGUGGUUGCCCGCCCACCAGAAGUUUUUGAAUGUAUUCUGCAAACAUUCUGAAAUGUUUUUUUACUCAACACAAUAAUACAGAGAAGUGUUCUGAAUUACUGUAGCCUUCUGUCAGCUCACCCCAGUUUUCUGUUGACCUCUUUCAUCAACAUGCCAUUUCUACUUGCAAAACUGCCAAGACUGAAAGUUUUUUUUUUUGUUUUUUUGCGCGCUACUGUGUAGGACGACUUGUGCACACACUUGCGCACGGCACACAUCAGUUCACCAAUAGAAACUCUCACUCACACAAGUGUACACACACACAGACACACACACCAAAUUUUUGUCAGAGCCAGAGGGAGGAGAGGAGGAGGAAGGGGGCUACUGUGUAUGAUGCCUUUUUUUAUGCACGCACACGCACACCAGUAUACCAACAGAGACUUGCACAAAAUGUGUGCGCAUGCUCACACAUAGCAAAAUGCUUUAUGUGCACACAUAUGGUCACAGUGUGCACGGAUGUUGACCAUACAAGACAUGCAUGGGAAACAAUUAUUGCUCCACUUGGUUUCACUGUACUGUAUUUUGGAUUUUUAUUUGCUGUAAGCCAUAAUCAUAAAAAAAACACUUAAAAUACAUCAGUCUGUGUAUAAUGAACCUACAUAAUGAGUUUAAAUUUGUGUAUGGAAUUACAUAAACAAAUGACUUUUCACUAAUAUAAAUUUAUUGAGAUGCACCUGUCAUGCUGAUUCUGUUUCAGUAGGUCAUGAAAUAAAAUGAUUUUUUUACUGUGUGAUGUUCCUCCUGCCUGCAUUGCUCUGUACUUUGGCAGGAAUAGUUUUUGUAUACUUAUUUAUUAAAUAUAUUUAAUGCUUG
Messenger RNA from Clarias gariepinus (North African catfish), 3926 nucleotides. It is a transcript of the gene ppp6r2a, whose product is annotated as protein phosphatase 6, regulatory subunit 2a. The record is from RefSeq and is a predicted model, not a curated record. Gene Ontology annotation, cellular component: nucleus; cytosol. Bases 525 to 3125 code for a protein of 866 amino acids. Gene Ontology annotation, molecular function: protein phosphatase binding; protein phosphatase regulator activity. The transcript is spliced from 24 exons. Lineage: Eukaryota; Metazoa; Chordata; Actinopteri; Siluriformes; Clariidae.